UUUCAUUCGCUUCGUUAUCUACUAAAGAGCUCUAUCAUGAUCAGGUGGGCGCCGGUUCAAUAUUCCUUCCUCAUAAGGCUCAGCUUUGUGAUCAUUACGAGUGUCCACAUAUCCAUCUUCUGCAGAUUGAUCCCAAGCUCAGUCUCGUCAGACAAUGACCUCCCCAAAAGUUUGGUUUAUCACUGGUACAUCGACUGGUCUAGGUCGAGAGGUUGCUGAAUGCGCUUUGAGCAAAGGAGACAACGUAUUCGCCACCCUGCGCAAACCUUCGAUGUUGGAAGACCUCACUGCUAAAUAUCCCUCCUCCCGCCUCGUCACUUUCCUGCUCGAUGUGACAGAUACACCCUCGAUCACCACGGCAUUCAACGAGGCCCUCUCACACUUUAAUCGUAUCGACAUCGUGCUGAACAAUGCAGGAUACUAUAUGGUAUCAGAAGUUGAAGGCAUGCCCCACAAGGCAGCACGAGAGAUGUUCGAUGUGCUACUUUGGGGUGCAGAAAAUGUCAUGCGUGAAGCCAUACGAUGCUUCAGGGACGUCAAUCGUCCGGUGGGCGGGCGCUUAUUGAACCUUUCUUCCCGGACAGCUAUCAUUCCACAGCCUGGCACUGUACACUAUGCUUCAGCCAAAGCUGCUUUGGAGUGUUUGUCCGAAGGGUAUAUCAGCGAACUUGACCCAGAGUGGGAUAUCAAAAUCACUUUAAUCGAGCCAGGUUUGUUUCGCACAGCGGUAAUCCAAAACCAUGUGGCGGAACCCAUUCACCCCGCCUAUGCAUCCAAUGCAUCCCUCCCUACGCGCAAAUACCGAGCUCUCUAUCCUGACAUCGAGAAGACGCAUUUCGACGGCGAUCCGGCCAAGUUUGCAGAAGUGGUCUACAAGUUGUCUCGUUUAGAUGAACCACCAGUGCGCCUCCCUUUGCAUAGGGUCGCCUUGGAAUCUGCGAGACAAAAGGGGGAAUCAUUACUCGAAGCUGCCGAGAAGUGGUCUAGUUGGUCGGACGAUGUGUAUUUUCGUAAUUGAACGAAAACCAGUGUUACAUAUUGCCGUGCGUCGCAUAUAUCGGUUCCAAGUACAUAUACACUAUCGAGAAUGUUUUAGGAUAUACUGCAUCAUAGUCCGAAGCGCAUUACUAUCUAUAUAUGCCUCCAUGUCCUGGGUAACCAUAGCCUUUGUUAGG
Molecule: messenger RNA, 1175 nt
Organism: Suillus plorans
Lineage: Eukaryota; Fungi; Basidiomycota; Agaricomycetes; Boletales; Suillaceae
Exons: 5
Coding region: 155-1018 (287 amino acids)
Source: RefSeq, a predicted model, not a curated record